AUGGAAAGUUUCUUAGAAAAAAAAAGUCCUGUUCUGAUUAAAGGAUGGCAAAAGAGAUAUUUUGUUUAUUGUGAGAAUCUACUCUUAUAUUUUAAAAACAAAGUAGAUUUACCUCCUUAUCAACCAAAAGGUAUUUAGAAAUAUCUAAAUAUACAGGAGUAAUAAUGAAAUAGAAUAUUGUUUAAGUUGAUUAUUUAGAUCCUAAUAAGAACGAGUUUGUUAUUCACGUUGGAUUGAGGAAAUUUUAAUUAAGAGCAGAGAGUAAGGAAAUAAAGGAAAAAUGGGUAUGUGUAUAAGUUUGAUUUUCAGCUAGACAUUUUAAAAGUACCAUUUAAUUAAACAUCCAAAACAAAGUCUGAAUUAUCAAAUAUGAAUAAGGUUAAGUGGUAAUCAAUUAUUAUUUUCAAGGCUUGAAAUACCUGUAUAAACAAUUAUUUAAUUAUAUUUGAGAAGAGAAGAAAUUUUGUAGAAUGUUAUUCAAUAAAAAACUUAAGAUACAUAAAAUUCAUUAAUAAAAUCAUCAUAUAUCUAAUAGACAAUAGUAGCUAUGGGUGAAAAAGUAAUAAUUAGUAAAAUAUAAGAACAAAGAGUUUAUUUUGAGAUUGUUGGUUGAAAAAAAAUCUGUAAAGAAUCCUUUAGUAAAAAAGAAAAGAUGGCUGUUACUUUUCACAUCUAUAAGUACUGAGUCUUUAGAUUAGAUACAUUAAUUUAUUAAGUUCAUUCCUUAAUAAUAUACUUUGGAUACAAUAAAUUUGUUAAAAUAUGAUAAUAAUUUAGCAACAUUGACAAGUAAUAAGUAUAUGAAUUAGUGUUAUAGAAACUACAAUAGAAAUAUAUUAAAUUUAAAAUUUACAAUUUGUUGUUACUAAUGAAUAUCAAAUAAUGUUUAUGUAUAAUGGUAGAGUAUUUGAAUUAAUAUUCCCUUAUUUAAGUGAUGCUAAAAAACUAAACGAUUAUAUUGUUAAAUGUUAACAAAUUAAUAAUAGUAUGCCUGUUUAAGUAAGUAGAACUAAUUAAAUACCUGUCUAUAAGAUGUAAGAUAGUAGAAGAAGAAUAUUAAAUUUAAAAGGAAAAACAUUUUUGGAAAAUUAAGUAGAAAAGAAGAUUAAUGCAUCAUAAUGGAAAAAUGUAAUACUUACUUUGAAAGAACAUGCUUUAUUUUGGGAAUUUGUUGAUACAGAAGAAUAUUCAAAUAUUGAAUUGAAAUCUAUUUCAGCUAUUGAAUAAUGUAAUAGAAUGUUUACUAUUAUUGUAAUCUAUUGAAAUAUAAUAUUAGGUGAAUGAUUAAAAUACUGUUUAAUAACAAUUUAGAGUAUCUACAAUACAAGAAGCAGAUGAAUGGACUGGUUAAUUAUCAUAUAUGACAGAUAUAGAAAUUACUAUUAAAGUAUUGGAAAAAUCUCAAACUCUAUAAAAUUAUUAAUAAAAUGCUCUAACAAACUAAUCAUAAACUUAAUAAUUAAACAAAUAAAAGACUUAAUAAUAAUAAGAAGAAUAAAAAAAACCAUCUUUUUUUCAAUAGCUUUUUUGUUGGGGAGGUGAAAGAAAAGAAUAAUGAUCAAUUAUAAUUAUAGAGUAGAUAUUUCAUCAUAAUUCAUCUUUUCUUUAUUAUUCUUUAAAUUGCCUAUAUUGUUGAUCAUGAUCAAAUUUUAGAUUUCCUUCUUGUUUCUAUUUCAUUUUUUAUCUUAAUUCUUCAACAUCUUGAGUAUUCAAUCUUCUAUUUGAAGAAUCAAAAUUAGGUUUAAAUCUACUACACUUUGUNACUUUUCACAUCUAUAAGUACUGAGUCUUUAGAUUAGAUACAUUAAUUUAUUAAGUUCAUUCCUUAAUAAUAUACUUUGGAUACAAUAAAUUUGUUAAAAUAUGAUAAUAAUUUAGCAACAUUGACAAGUAAUAAGUAUAUGAAUUAGUGUUAUAGAAACUACAAUAGAAAUAUAUUAAAUUUAAAAUUUACAAUUUGUUGUUACUAAUGAAUAUCAAAUAAUGUUUAUGUAUAAUGGUAGAGUAUUUGAAUUAAUAUUCCCUUAUUUAAGUGAUGCUAAAAAACUAAACGAUUAUAUUGUUAAAUGUUAACAAAUUAAUAAUAGUAUGCCUGUUUAAGUAAGUAGAACUAAUUAAAUACCUGUCUAUAAGAUGUAAGAUAGUAGAAGAAGAAUAUUAAAUUUAAAAGGAAAAACAUUUUUGGAAAAUUAAGUAGAAAAGAAGAUUAAUGCAUCAUAAUGGAAAAAUGUAAUACUUACUUUGAAAGAACAUGCUUUAUUUUGGGAAUUUGUUGAUACAGAAGAAUAUUCAAAUAUUGAAUUGAAAUCUAUUUCAGCUAUUGAAUAAUGUAAUAGAAUGUUUACUAUUAUUGUAAUCUAUUGAAAUAUAAUAUUAGGUGAAUGAUUAAAAUACUGUUUAAUAACAAUUUAGAGUAUCUACAAUACAAGAAGCAGAUGAAUGGACUGGUUAAUUAUCAUAUAUGACAGAUAUAGAAAUUACUAUUAAAGUAUUGGAAAAAUCUCAAACUCUAUAAAAUUAUUAAUAAAAUGCUCUAACAAACUAAUCAUAAACUUAAUAAUUAAACAAAUAAAAGACUUAAUAAUAAUAAGAAGAAUAAAAAAAACCAUCUUUUUUUCAAUAGCUUUUUUGUUGGGGAGGUGAAAGAAAAGAAUAAUGA
This is a messenger RNA of Paramecium pentaurelia, 2659 nucleotides long. The record is from the annotation of a GenBank genome assembly. Lineage: Eukaryota; Ciliophora; Oligohymenophorea; Peniculida; Parameciidae.